AUGCGCUUGGAGCUGGACUCGGCGCUCCAGGUGCUGCUGGUGGACUUCUUGGAAACACCGGUGGGUUUGGCGGAAAUACCAUGGGCACCCUCGGUGGUGGCUUCAACGGCGGUGGCAAUCAAAUGCCUGGUUUCGGUGGUCGUGGCGGUGGUUUUGCUGGUGGGUAAUAUGUUCGGUGGAGCUGGUGUUGGCAUGGGUGGCUUCAACGGGAAGGGUGCAAGUGGAUUCGGACAGCAGAUGGGGUUCGGUGCACAAGGUGGAAAUGGGUUUGUUGGGAUCGGAGGACAGGGUGCAAGGGGGAACUUUGGUCAAAGUGGCAACAAUGGGUUCAUCGGUGGCCAGACUGGAUUUGGAGGUGCCGGUACGGCUAGUGGCAAUGCGUUUGGUCGUGAAGGCUUUAAUCGCCGCGAGCGUCAGCGUCGUCGUUGA
Peronospora belbahrii is the source of this 429-nucleotide messenger RNA. NCBI's taxonomy places the organism in Eukaryota, Oomycota, Peronosporomycetes, Peronosporales, Peronosporaceae. The record is from the annotation of a GenBank genome assembly.